Rangifer tarandus platyrhynchus (Svalbard reindeer) is the source of this 918-nucleotide messenger RNA. Lineage: Eukaryota; Metazoa; Chordata; Mammalia; Artiodactyla; Cervidae. The record is from the annotation of a GenBank genome assembly.
AUGGAGAAUUCCCAACUGUGUAAGCUGUUCAUCGGCGGCCUCAACGUGCAGACGAGUGAGUCCGGCCUGCGCGGCCACUUUGAGGCCUUUGGGACCCUGACAGACUGCGUAGUGGUGGUGAACCCCCAGACCAAGCGCUCCCGUUGCUUUGGCUUCGUGACCUACUCCAAUGUGGAGGAGGCCGAUGCCGCCAUGGCCGCCUCGCCUCAUGCGGUGGACGGCAACACGGUGGAGCUGAAGCGGGCGGUGUCCCGGGAGGAUUCGGCACGGCCCGGUGCUCACGCCAAGGUGAAGAAGCUCUUUGUCGGGGGCCUUAAGGGAGACGUGGCCGAGGGCGACCUGAUCGAGCACUUCUCGCAGUUUGGCACCGUGGAAAAGGCCGAGAUUAUUGCCGACAAGCAGUCUGGCAAGAAGCGUGGCUUCGGCUUCGUGUAUUUUCAGAAUCACGACGCGGCAGACAAGGCCGCUGUGGUCAAGUUCCAUCCGAUCCAGGGCCAUCGCGUGGAGGUGAAGAAGGCUGUCCCCAAGGAGGAUAUCCACUCCGGUGGGGGCGGAGGCGGUUCCCGGUCCUCCCGUGGCGGCCGCGGCGGCCGAGGUCGGGGCGGUGGUCGUGACCAGAACGGCCUGUCUAAGGGCGGCGGCGGCGGUUAUAACAGCUACGGUGGUUACGGCGGCGGCGGCGGCGGCUACAACGCCUACGGAGGCGGAGGCGGCGGCGGUUCGUCCUACGGUGGAAGCGACUACGGUAACGGUUUCGGCGGUUUCGGCAGCUACAGCCAGCACCAGUCGUCCUAUGGGCCCAUGAAGAGCGGCGGCGGCGGCGGAGGAGGAGGCAGCAGCUGGGGAGGUCGCAGCAACAGUGGACCUUACAGAGGUGGCUAUGGCGGUGGGGGUGGCUAUGGAGGCAGCUCCUUCUAA